Messenger RNA from Paramecium sonneborni, 2076 nucleotides. NCBI's taxonomy places the organism in Eukaryota, Ciliophora, Oligohymenophorea, Peniculida, Parameciidae. The record is from the annotation of a GenBank genome assembly.
AUGAAAAUUAAGAAGAAAAAUGAAUUACAAAAAGUCACAGAGUUAGGUGAGCACAUAUUGAAAACAUAAAAUACAAUGUUAGCAACAAAAAUUGAUUAAUUAAAGAAAGAGAUUUAAAAUAUGAAAUCUGUAUACAACAAUCCAAUAUAUCUAGUUUCUAGUUGCCAGAAUAAGCAGAGCGAGACAUUCUUUAAUCAGAAGAACUAAUAAAUUAUAAAAAACUUAGUAAUUAACUUUCUCGAAGAAUACGAAUCAUUAUGGCUUAUAAUGAAGAGGCAAUUCAAAAAAAAGUAUCCUAAGAAGAUAUCUAAGAAGAGAGAUUUGAAUGUCUUUGUGGUGCAAAUUAGAUUGAUUCUAUUAAAUAUUUCCUUCCAAAUGGCAAUCAAGAAAUAUUAUAAUAAUAAUAAUAAUAAUAAUAAUAAGAAAUAUAGCAACCAGAAGAUAAUAAUUAAUAAAAUCAAUCUUAUCAAAAGUAAAUAUUACUUAAAUAAUUAGAGAUUAUAUAAAAAAAAUUAUUUAAGAAUCUUCAGAAGAGAAAGCUCAAUUAUUACAUUAAAUAGAAGAAUUAAAAUUAUAAUAAAAAUUACCUGAAGAACAAUUCUUUCAAACUUAACUUUUUGCUGAUUUGGUAUAAUAAAAUAAUUAUUUGACAACUACUUUAUUUAACAUAGAGGAACAAUUAAUAUAAGUAAUUUAAUUAAUAUAAUUAGGCUUAAUUGGCUAGUAAAGAACAAUUAGAGAAAAAUCAACAAUAAAUUCAAUAGUGUCAAUUAGAAUGUGAAUAAAAAAUAAAAGAUUUGUUUUCUUAGUAAGAUGUGUUAAAGAUAGAACUAAAAUAAAAUGAUGACUAGACAUAAAAUACAUUAAUUGAAGAAUUGAAGUUAUAAGUAGAAAAUUCAUCCAAAAUGAUAGAAGAUUUAAAAAUUGAAUUAUAAUAAUGUAGAGAACGAAAUAAAGAAGCACAUAAUUAAAUAGUUGAAGUUUUGAAUCAGAAACAAGUAUUAUUGAAUUAAAAUAAUGAUUUAAAAUAAUACAUAAGUGUUCAUAAGAUACUAUCAAAAGAUGAGAAGAUAGAAUAAGUGACAUUAAGAUAUGAAAAACAUAAACAGUUACUUUAUGAGAUUGAAUAAGAGUAUGCAAAUAACAAAUCUAAUGAAUUUAUUUAAAGAUUUAGAGAAUUUGUUGGAUAUGUCAAAAUGAGAGAUGAAAAAGUUAAGGGAUUGGAAUAAUAAUUAGAUGGAAAGACUAAUGAUUUUAAUAAUAUAAAGAAAGUAAAUAAAUAAUUUAAUAUAAUUUUAGUAAAUAUAAUAAUUGAUUGAUGAAUUAGAUUAUAAUUCAAAUACAUUUAAUUCUAUUAAUGAAACAAACAAGAAUCUUAGUAAACUCAUAAAUGAAACCUAAAAGAAUUUAAGUAGAGCUAUGCAAGAAAAGGUGGAUGAACGUAUAAGAUUUGAAACAGAAAGAUAAGUAUGAUCCAUCAUUAAAUCAUAGCAAUUUUAAUUAAAAAUAUAAAAUUUAGACGAUACUAUUAAAUAAUUAUAAUCCUAGAAUGAAUAAUAAAAAAAAUUAAUUAGUUUAUUUGAAAAUGAAAGAAUUAGCUAUAAAGAAACUAUUAGAAUGUUAUAAAAAUCUGAUGGAGAAAAUUAGCAAAAAUUCUUAUAAAAAGAAUGGGAUGUUAACAAAAUAUUAGAAGAAAGCAAAAUCAUUUAAGAAAGAGAGAAAUUAAGUGAAUCAAUUAAUGUUAAAUUUAUAAAAAAGGCAGAAAAAUCAAAGAGCAAAUUAAAAUAUUUAAAAUUACAAAUGAAAUUGUAAUUUUAUUAAUUUAUUUAUUUUUAGAGAGUCUAAAGAUACUGAUAAUGAAUUAUUAACAUCUUUAAAAAUGAUGGUUGAUUGUUAAUAAUGUAAAAAAAGAGUAAAAUAAGUUAUUUUGAUGAAAUGUUUACAUAUGUUCUGCAAACCUUGCAUAGAUGACAACUAAAAAAAUCGAAAUAGAGCCUGUCCAGUCUGUAGAGCUAAGUACGGAAUUGAAGAGGUAAAAGCAAUAAUAUUGAAUUGAGAAAAAAUUAUAUAUCAUCA